Messenger RNA from Bemisia tabaci, 8570 nucleotides. It is a transcript of the gene bbx, whose product is annotated as bobby sox. The record is from RefSeq and is a predicted model, not a curated record. Gene Ontology annotation, molecular function: RNA polymerase II transcription regulatory region sequence-specific DNA binding; DNA-binding transcription factor activity, RNA polymerase II-specific. Lineage: Eukaryota; Metazoa; Arthropoda; Insecta; Hemiptera; Aleyrodidae. Gene Ontology annotation, biological process: regulation of transcription by RNA polymerase II. Gene Ontology annotation, cellular component: nucleus.
UGUCGCUGAAAAUGCCGGUAUCCCUAGAUCGGUGGCUUUGAAAUCGCGUUUUUGGCAGUGUUUCGGGUGUGCAAGAGAUUUUUCAUUGAAGAUUUGCCGUUGAAAAAGUGAGCUGAAACGCUCGUGCAUGUGACCUUGAUAUUAUGAUACAUCAUGGGUCAAUCUACAUUUUUACACUCACGUCCUAAUUUUUCUAGCUGAAACUGACGUGUUUUGGCGUCUCCGACCUUUGGUAUCGAAUGAAAUUUCAGUUGGCGGAAUCACUCUCGUCCGCCGAUUUGAGUUUUCCGUGGAAUUCCGCGGCGGAAGCAUUGCGCCGAACGCGGAUAAUCGUGCUAUCUGCUGGCGUUUCCUCUGAGCAAUGGUCUGAGAGAAAGUGACAAAUAGAAUGUUGCAUAAAAAUUAGUUUCCCUGAAGUAGGUCACGAUCGGUGUUGGACCUCACAUUGGGCAUUGUGGCACACUCGAGUUUGUUACCAUGAUAUAAUAAUUUCGUAAUCGGAAUCACCAAUCGAGGAAUUUUUCAAUUUUUAUACAAUUCCUGUCUACUCAUUGUUUAUCAACCCUGUUGUUUUAACUGUUAUCAGCAAGUGCUUUUAUCUGAUCAAUUCUGUGUGUUGGAACUUCACCUUUAAAUGUGUCUGAGCUUACGAUUAUGAUGAUUGUGUCAGCGGAAUUGAGGGAGAUUCUGAAGAAGAGGAUCAAGAUGGAGUGGAAUCAAAAGAACCUCUUUACCAUGCAAGGAGGCCUAUGAAUGCUUUUUUAAUAUUUUGCAAAAGGCAAAGAGCUGUCGUUAAGGAAAGAUUUCCUCAGCUAGAAAACAGAGCAGUAACCAAAAUUCUUGGAGAAUGGUGGGCAAACCUUGAAGAAGGGGAAAAAUCUUCCUACACAGAUCUAGCAAAACAGUAUCGGGAAGCUUUCUUGAAAGCCAAUCCUGGAUUUAAGUGGUAUAAAUUACCAGCCCCGACAUUGAGGCCUAUUAGUAACAGACUGAAACUUCUCCCAGACCUUAUUUCUCAUCAAGAUUCUAUCACUCCAGGGAAGCUUGCAGACGAGUCUCAACUUGGAGGACUUACCAGUCUACUUGUGCCUUACAAUAACAUGUCUGUUUCUCCCACCUUUGCCGUUCAAUGUGUACCAAAACCUCCCAAAAAGCGCUAUCUUGAGGAAAAUGCAACCUCUGAUGAUCUAAAUCAAAUUUUGGAUGAGAUGCCAAACAAAGUAGCACUUGAGUCGGAAGCUGUUCCUAGUUAUUCCGAAAAUGAUUCUAGUGCUAUAAAAGCAAUGGAGAUCGAACCGUUUGCAAAGUUACGUAAUUACUCAGUAACAGCCAAAGAAAACAUUGCUCAAGUGGAGAAUAAAGCUGAUGGAAAAAGUAUGUUGUUGCUGAGCAAUGGUUCUCUUGAAGCUUCGUCUAUUAAUAGUUGUUUAGUCGUUAAAAGUAAUAACAAUAGUUUUUCUUACACUUGUGAUAGAAGUAACCUCAAAGUCAAAUGUGAAGAAAUGGUUUUGGUAUCCGACAGGAGCAAGUCACCCAGUAAUCUCAAUUCUUCAACUUACAAUUCCUUGAACAAUAGCACUGAUGGUCCAAAUGUCAAAUGGAAAACAAAAUUUGAUAAAAUCAAGUCAAGACACUUGAAUUACAACAAUAAUAUCGUUAAUGAGACUUACGACUCCUUAAAGUGUUCAAGCUAUGAGUGCAAUUCAAAUCAAGACACCCUUCUGAACAAAGUGGUGAAUGGUAAUUUGAAAGUAGAACCCAGAGAUCUGGACAUAAAAAUUGAAGAUGCCUCGAUGAACGGAUUCCUCAUUCAGGCUGCUAGUAAGUUGGAUUGUUUCGGGACGGAGUGUAAAUCCUCAACCCAAAUCGCCCUUGACAGUGGAAAGUCAACAGUAUUGUCUCAAGCUUCCAGCAUGGCUCCUAAAUCAAGCCUCAAAAGCGAUCAAGUUUUCUUUCAUGAAAAUAAGUUACCGAAUACCAAAACUGCCGACAAGCCACUAAACAAACCACCUAUAGUGAGCGAUGCAUCUGACACGAACUUCAUGAGACGGAACAAGAGUGUUCGGGCUUGUAAAGGUGCUCGCUACCAGGAGUUUAUGUCCUCAAACCAAUUGGGCCGAAAACGGAGAAGGAAAAACACCCCAAACGACAGCAGAUAUGAAGGCCAUGAAGAAGAAGAAAUGCUGAAUCAUCGUUUGUCAAAGUCUGGCUUAGAAGAAUUCAAACCUGCCAAAGAAGAGAAGCAUUACGAAAAGAUGGAAAUUGAAUCCAUGAUCUACAAUAUCAAUGAUAAUCUAGAUCAAAGUAGUCUAAUCGCCAAUGACAUGUUCUUGACAAAUACAGCUGUGAACAAAUUCGCUCAUUCAAGGCCAGGCAAGCAAGUCAGGCCAACGAAGCCAAGGAAAAGCUUCACCGCACCAAAAUCCCACCUACCGGAUUCCCCUAGUGACAAUACGAAUGUUGACAAAGAAGACACCGGCACGAAUUUCAAUCUAGAGGAAAAAAUAGACGCCUUACCAGCUCUGAGCUUAGAAGAGUUUCAAGAGAAGAAGCGUUUGAAAACUAAAAAACAUUCCUCCUUGGAGAAUGGUCAAGAUGCUCUCUCAAACGGUGUUGAAAAACAACCACAGUUUCAGUGUGAAAGCCAUCCCAAACCUCUCAUCUGCAACACCAGCACCGGCUCAGAUAGCUGUAAUAGAAUAGUGAAUGCAGAAUCGAGGUCUAAAUCUGAAGGAGGCCCUAUAGAAAACAGUUCUAUUAUGAAUACCGUAAGCAAACAUGAAGCAAUGAAAUCUGUCAAUAAAGAGCUUUUAAACGCCUUUCUCUUCACCAGUGGUGGUGCAUCGUCCUCUUCAAAUGGAGUUAUGAGGGAUCAGAAAUCCUCCUUAUCAGGCACUGCUGAUGGCACAUUAGUUGGCAGUCGCAAAAGGAAAGCUCGUAGACAAAAAAUUACACAUUUGGAGCCUGGAUCAAAGAAAAAAGACACAUCAGUUGUGGAAGUGGACAUUCUGAAUGACAUGGGUCUCGCCACAUUGGCAGAAGUAGCAACCCUGUCCAGGAAAGAAAGUAUCCUCAAAAUCUCUUCUUAAGUAAAUACACUAACUUAAAUCAUAUUUCUUGCAUACACUAAAGUUUUUUUUGUUUUUCUAAAUAAUCCAGAAACUGUAUCUUUUCUAUGACUUUAUCAUAAAGUUAGAAACUUUUGCUUUUCUAAAAGUAAAUUUUCUUGUUUUGAAAGUUGUGUAAUCGACGGAAUUUCUAAAUCCCGUAAUUAUUAAUUGUCUACCCAAGCAUCGCUCUGGGUAGUUUGUGUAUAUUUUGUAGCUUUCUUGCAUCAAAGAAGGAAUUUUUACGUAAUUAAAGUCUGCAUUGUAAAUAUAGACACCAUGAAAGCCUCUUGCCUUCAUAAAAAAUUCCUAUUCAAGCAAUGAUUUUUUGCUUCCAAAGAACGUGCAUUGUUUUUACGAGUGCUUGUAUCAUAUGUAUUUAUUUCUAAAUCUUUAAUUAGGCUUUCUCUUCUCUUACGUUCUCUCUCACUUUUGAUUUCUGUUUCAUUUAUCCUCAAACUUUAAGUUUGUUUUUUUUUUUUUUACCGCUUUAUUUCUCUGUGUUCAAUGUGCUUUCUUUAAUUACUUUUAUUGUCCUUAGUAUUUGAUGAAAUAGCCUCAAUCUCCCCAUUAGCCAAAGGUAUUUAUCAUUGCAGCAAUGAACUAUGUAGGCUGCGUCUUAAAACGAGAAUUCCAAAAAUUAAAAAGAAAAAAUCAUUAUUGUAAACAAUUUUAGCACUGAAGGUAUGACUUUUAAAUAAUUUUAAAAAUGGAACACUAAAAAAUGUGUUCAUUUCUCUGUAUUCGAAUGAUUUUUUAUUUUUUUAAAAUUUAUUUCAUUUUAAAUUUUCUUGAUUCAAACCAGCCCCUCUAUCCAUAUUGUUGUUCACAAAGGACAGUCUAAUAAUCAAGAAGCACCCCAUGUUUUGGAAUAAUUUUGGCUUCGUAAAAUGAAUUCAAACUCCUAUAGGAAUUAUAGGUUUUAUCAUCGUGUCUGUAAGAAGUCAUUGAUUAGAUGUCAAAGGUUACAAUUACAGGUUUUCUGUUCACUUUUCAUAUUGAUUUAGAAAUACUAACGGAUGUUGCAAAACUAGAAUCUUUUCGUGGACUUUUAAUGGUGACUUCAACUCUAAGAAAAUGGCCGGCUAAAUCAUUCAGUAUUUCCACUGUGAAUAUUAUUGCUCAAAAUCUAAAGCUAAUUAAUGCAAUAUAUUGCAUGCCAGUUGGACAUGUUCAGACCUCUGGAGAAAUUAUCACAUUAUCACAUUUCUAAAUCCUCAUUUUUUUACCCUCCGGCCUAAGUUUCACGAGCGUUAUUUGUGCUUAGUUGCUAUGUUGCCAAACUCCUCAAACUUGUCCAUUUUUUUACGGAAAAAAUAACGAAUAGAAGCACUAAAAAAAACCUAAUAUUUCGUUUGCCGUCAAGAUUAAUCUCUGAAAUGUUCAUGAAACAGAAAAGGAUUCAAAGCAUUUCUAUAUCAAAUGCCUUUUGCUGUAACCGCUUUAAGGAGUUUAAAAAAACCCAGCAAUGUUGGAUUUGAAAUUUGUGAAAGUCCUUCAAAUUUUUGUCGAUAAACCAACUCUAUGGAUUACAAUGAUUAUUUCAGGCACUUUUCUAAAAGUGUAAUUGUUAUUGUUAUUAUUCACUAAGUGUAGAACUAUGGGUUCUGAAUAUUAUUUUUUGCUGUAGUCAUGAUCAAAGAUCGUAAUUUUCAAUUCAGUCCUAGAAAUUACAGUCAUUGAUUUUUUACCAUGAUUAUUGUUGCUGUAAUCAUACUUGUUAAUAUGCCAGUUAUAUUAUUGUUAAGAGUUGGUUUGAUAUCACUAAUUUUUUGUUUACGUUUGCUUUCAAAUAAUGAACUAAAAUGUUAUGACCGUCCCUUUCAGGUUUUUUUGUGGAAAAGGCCAUUGUGUUUUAUGUAAUAAAGGGUGUUUCAACCACAGAGAAAGUAACUAAGUGAAAGGGCCGUUUUUUAACUACCUGCAUGAUUACUCCGACAGUUGCUUGCUCUAUAAAGAAUGUUACUCUAAUGAUUGAAAAUAAAACAGGGGUAUUCAGGGAAAUCCGUGUCGGUAAAGCUAUUGACAUCUGCUUGUUUCAAAAUACUGACACACUCCAAUAAGGUUGCUCUUGUCAGACCCGGGCGGAUUAAUCAGAACUAUGCCAGCUCUAAGGAGAAGCAUCACUGCCUAUAGUGUGGCUGUUGUUCAGGUUGCGCGGCCUGUUAAACCGAUUAACAUGGCAGCAGCUCAUUUUUACCAGCUACGAAAGCUAUUGGUAAGGGUCUUCUUAUUGUUACUACCUUUUAAUAGAACUGUUUUGAUAGCUUACAGAAAACCGAUAGAACACCCCUAAUUAACACUUUGCUGCCCUUUUAUUGAUUUAUUUUAAUCCCUGAAGCCCAUUUAAAUGUAACUCAUUGAUGAAGACUGUUGAAUGCAAUAUGAAUAGAGUUCGAAUGAUUGCUCUAUAGGUGAAGCCAAUAAUGCUGCGAAACAAAGGCCUGGUCUUGAUAGUGCAACUGUUGGUGGAAUUAGAUGCAACUGUUGCAGGAACAAGGUGAUGAGCAAAAAUGUUUCAAUUAUACGUGAAACUGUCAAGGCCAGAAUCCUCGAACAUUGAACAGUUUUCUGUUAUUCGUUUCCUAUUGUUGCGGCUUCUCACCUUGAAAGUUUUACUUAUUGUUGAAAUAUUUUUGGUCCUUACCUCCUGCAACAAAAUCAGCACAAGUGCUCCAACCAACUCCUUCAUGAUUCAAAUCAGGUUUACUGUUGUUGAAAAAUUUCCUCCUGUAUUUUUAUCAUUGGAAUCAAGAAGCAUCUGUUACUUCAUUGAAUUGUAAUUGGUUACUAAUGAAAAAAUGACGUCUGUUGAUUAGACAGGAGCUAUAUCUUCCCCUUUGUUUUUCUAUUCUACAGGGUGACCUAAAAGUCCGAAACCACUAGCAGCAGAUGCCACCCCUGUAACUUUUGUUCAAAUUGAGGUAAGAGACUUUAAGUUUAGUAAGUGCGCCUCAGGCCAAGAGUAACAACUUUUGAGAACCCCCAAAAUUUUAAGGGGACCACCCUAAAGAGAGGCAAGAGCUCUAGGAUAUACAGGGGUGGUGCGGGACUUUUGGAUCACCCUCUAACAAUCUCUAGUCUGUAUUAUAAAUUUUAUAUCACUGUCUCGAUGGUAAAACAUCAGCAACUUGUUUGUAUGCUAUGACUGACUAAAAAUUAUGCCUUUAAAACUUUCCUUCUCAUAGGGUGAGUGUAAUUUUGAUCUUUGUAACCUCCUAAUUUUUUCCCCCUCAUUCUAAGCGGUUUCUGGUUUGUUAUUUUUAUCAACAUUUUUGUUGAGUAUGAUGUAAACAUUCUUGCUUUUUAUCGAUGAAAGCAAAUUUUUUACUUAGUCUUUGCUGGAUUGUAACUUGUGUUUUUGUUCUUCUCUUAAAAAUCCAGUCCUCAUCAAUUACCUAAGUAAGAUUUUGUCUAUUCGCCCGCUUGAUUUGAUUGCAAUGCAAGCGAGGUUGUCAGGCACCGCUAAAAUGUGGAUAUUCUACAAGAGUUUCGAUGGAGAAAAGCACUGAUUUUCCAGCAUUGUCUAGCAACAUUGAGGUGCAAUUGAGACUUUACUUUUGCUUGUGCUGAAUAAUUUGAAAUGGGUGAUAAAAAGUUAUUCAUUAAAAUAGACACUCACUUCUUGUAAAAAAGAGGAUUGAAAGACUGUUGGCUCUAUUUAAUGUGGAAGCUCAAUUUUUUAAUUAAUGUACAGUAUUUGCAUAUUUUGUGAUAAUUACGAUUUUUUUGCGACACUGAGAACUGCACGUCAAGUGAAGCUUAAUUUUUAGCAAGUUCUGUGAGAAAGCUUAGUUCAUCACAAAUCAAUAUUGGCAAACUAAGUUAAUUUUCCAAGGGAGCAUAUAAUUUUUUCUCCUUUUUUGCCAGUUUUCCCCCAUUAUCUAGUAUCUUUAUUUUCCUUCACAGGUAUCAUUUUGUAGGAAGCAAUUUAAUUUUUUUACUCAUCACUUGAUCACUUGCGAGCACUCGGUUUUCCUAAAAAGUUAGUGACAAGUGUAAGUUUAAUUGUACAUUGUCACUGUCUUGAAGGUCAUGUUACCUUUUUCUAUUUUUAAAUUUUACCUCUUACCUUAUACUAGGUAAGAUUGAGAGUAGAGUUAACUUAACUUGAGGGUAAAUUAUUUUCAUGGUUGCCAUUUUAUUUAUUUAUUUAUAUCUUAUCGUCACGAAAGACGAGAUAUCAGGACUAGUGAUGGUGCCCAUUUCCUUUUAUAUUCCACUUACUCAAAUCUUAUUUGGGCAUUGAUGAGCGAAAGUAAUUUGAACGAUUUUUUCUAUAACUUGAGUUGAGUCUUCUUUUACAAGAGAUUUCGAUGAAUCUAAUGUGGAGCUGAGAAUAUGGCUGAAUGCUACGUACUUCUGUCUACCUUUCUGGUGCUUGAAAGCUAAAUGUAACCACUUGCUAGACUUUGGGUAGAUUUUCUUCUCCGUUCUUGUGGUUAGCUAUUACACUUGCCUAAGCUGCAGCGAGAAUAAAAGAACGAAGCUUGAUUUCUCUUUUUCUCCCAUGGGAUGAAUAAUGUAUGUUACAUUCAUUAUUUAUGUUUAUAAAAUGCGGAAUUUCCACCAUGUUUGUCAAGCCUAGAAGACUAUGCCGAAAGAAAAGAAUUUCACCCACAGGCCUUGUUGUAAGAAGCUGUGAUUAUAUGUGGGCACACAUCUGAUGUAUUGUUAUUGCAAUCAAAGUUGAGAUUGACUCCCUCACUUUGAAGCUGAAGGAGAAUCUGAAUCAUUAGUAUUAAAGAUUGAAAAUAUUUUGUACUUUUGUAUAGCUGCCUUUCGUACUUGGUAUGAAGGUAGAUCUUGUUUUUCUUUUUGAAUACCACUGCCAUGAAUAUUGUUAAAAUGUGAGUUCAAGUAUGAAAAACCAACUGUAAAUUCAUAUUCCUGAAUUUCUCAGGAUGGGAUGCUGCUGUGACUAUGUAUUAAUUAAAGAUUAUAUUACAAAUUGAAUUCAUGUCAGAAAGUAGCUAGAACUGGACUCAUGUCAUAGUGAGAAAAAGAUUUUCAUCCACUUGAAUUUAGACUAUUCACUCAAGUUGAAAUUUCCUUAAUUAUAUACUGCAGCGGUUCUUGGAAUCUCUAUGAAAGUAAUCCUCUUUUUUAGAUCAAGGAAGCAUUUAAUCCUGACUUUUCUUCUUACUUGCAGAUGUGCAUGCACGAAAAUAUUAUUUCUUAUUGACAAGGGACUAUAUUUUUAAAGUCUCAAUUAUUUGUCAUUUUUUUUGUCCAACACUACUUCUAUCGACCAAAAGAUUUUAAGUGGUUAUUAAACAAAGACAGGAUUGUGAUUUUGUACAUUUUCGUAGAGAUGAUUUAAAGAUCUCUACCAAUUUAAGAAGUUUUUUAGGUUCCAACUAAUAGUUUUUUGUUAUCUUCCUCAUAUUUUUAUCGUAAGAUAUGCUAGCUCCUCAAAAUAUUUUGUCUAUAAUUAAAUAAUAAAAUUCUUUAAAUAAUAAA